This is a messenger RNA of Blepharisma stoltei, 683 nucleotides long. The record is from the annotation of a GenBank genome assembly. Lineage: Eukaryota; Ciliophora; Heterotrichea; Heterotrichida; Blepharismidae.
AUGGCUAGGAGCGCAGCACAAUACGACUACCUAAUAAAACUGUUGAUCAUUGGAGACUCAGGUGUAGGCAAAACCUGCUUUUUGCUUCGUUUUUCUGAUGACAAUUUUACAGCAUCGCAUCUUACAACAAUUGGAAUUGAUUUCAAACUAAAAACAAUAGAUAUUGAAGGAAAAACCAUUAAACUUCAGAUCUGGGAUACUGCAGGCCAAGAGCGGUUUCGAACUAUUACGCAGACUUAUUAUGCCUUUUCAUAUAGGAUAUAAUAAAUUAUUAAAUAAAGAAUAAAUAGCAAAAUUAUAGAUAAAAAUAAUAUAAAGGAGCCAUGGGAAUUAUUCUUGCCUAUGACUGCACUGAUGAAAAAUCCUUUAAUAACAUUCGUAACUGGGUCCAACAAAUCAAAAUGCAUGCCAAUGAAAACGUAGCUAAGGUUCUUAUUGGAAAUAAAUGCGAUAGGCCUGAUAAGAAAAUCAGCACUGAGCAAGGUGAAGCUUUAGCGAGGGAGCUCGGAAUCAAGUUCUUUGAAGCCAGUGCCAAGACAAAUAUUAAUGUCAAUGAAACAUUUUAUCAUAUCGCCAAAGAAAUUAAAGAUAAAAGGCUAGGUGAAGCUUUAGGGACAACUGGAAGUAUAAGGGUCCAAAAAACAGCUGAGCCAAAAGCCAAAAAAGGCUGCUGCGGAAAGUAA